Messenger RNA from Micropterus salmoides (largemouth bass), 3074 nucleotides. RefSeq names its product protein kinase, cAMP-dependent, regulatory, type II, alpha A (gene prkar2aa). Gene Ontology annotation, cellular component: cAMP-dependent protein kinase complex. Gene Ontology annotation, molecular function: cAMP-dependent protein kinase regulator activity. The record is from RefSeq and is a predicted model, not a curated record. Bases 683 to 1858 code for a protein of 391 amino acids. The transcript has 11 exons. Gene Ontology annotation, biological process: regulation of protein phosphorylation. Lineage: Eukaryota; Metazoa; Chordata; Actinopteri; Centrarchiformes; Centrarchidae.
GCGGUGCAUCUGUGCGUGUAAACUGUGGAGUUCCUCGCCGGGAAGGAGGAAACGUGUUAUCUGUUAAUUUUUGCAGGUCUCUCAUGUUGUUAUUACGUUCGGAGUGACGUUUGAACGGGUUUCGUCGGUACUUCGGGUUGUUCGUAACGGCGGUGUGGCGCGACGCUGUAAACACUGGGUGUUUGUCACCUGGCUGCAGCAGCUGACUUUGAGUCCUGAGAAGAGUGGAGCCGCUAGACGCUUGUCAAAAGAAAACAGGCAGUUGCCAACAAGAAGUUAGCCAGUUAGCCUGCCUGCUAGCCACCUCUCCCUACAGCCCCUCAGCAAGCAAGUCCCACCCUCACCAAGUGCGUGGACGCCGUAAGAAGCUGCAGCGGUGAAGUCGAGUGCUUUUCCCUCUCACCGUAGCCAGCAUCGCCGCAAGUUAGAGCGGGCUGGCAAGCUAAAAUAGCCUUCUAAACGUUAGCUAGGUGACGCCAACGUAAAAUUGUGGGCUUUAACGUUGGACAAGUCACUUCUGAGGUGGGAUACGGUCGCUACACUGGCAAAGAGACCGGCAAAAAAGAAGAGGCGAAAUAAGAGAGAACAAGGAAGACGCUGAGAAGGAGGGGACUGGCUAGUUUAGCCGGGGAGACAGAAUCUCACAUAGAUAGCAAACGCCGCCACUGAGCCACGUACAGCCAUGAGUAUUGAGAUACCAGUGGGGUUGACCGAACUGCUGCAGGGCUACACUGUGGAGGUGCUGAGACAAAGGCCGUCAGACCUGGUGGAGUUUGCAGUACAGUACUUCACCCGUUUGAGGGACAACAGAAAUCAGGAUGGGGCCAGUGCUGGUGGCAAGACGGGGAAAGGAGUGAUGUUUGAUGGGGAGCCGAUGCAAACAGAGUCCAAUGGCGAGGAUGACGAAGAUGAUGAUUCUGACUUUGAGCCUCCACCACCCAGCAGAUUCAACAGGAGAGUGUCAGUGUGUGCGGAGGCUUUCAACCCAGACGAGGACGAUGAAGACACGGAGCCCCGAGUAGUUCACCCAAAAACAGAUGAACAGCGCUGCAGACUGCAGGAGGCCUGCCGAGACAUCCUACUCUUCAAAACACUAGAUCAGGAGCAGUUCUCAGAGGUGCUGGACGCAAUGUUCGAGUUAAGGGUUCAGCCCCAGGAGCACGUCAUCGACCAGGGAGCUGACGGAGAUAACUUCUACGUCAUAGAGAGGGGUGUGUAUGACAUAGAGGUAUCAGGAACAUGCGUGGGUCAGUAUGACAAUAAGGGCAGCUUCGGGGAGCUGGCACUCAUGUACAACACGCCACGCGCCGCCACCAUCAUCGCCACCCAGGAGGGGGCGCUAUGGGGACUGGACCGUGCCACAUUUCGUAGACUCAUUGUGAAGAACAAUGCCAAGAAGAGGAGGAUGUACGAGUGUUUCAUUGAGUCCGUGCCCUUACUCAAAUCACUGGAGGCAACAGAGAGGAUGAAGAUAGUGGACGUAUUAGGAAUGAAGCAGUUCUCAGACGGUGAGCGCAUCAUCACACAGGGAGACAAGGCUGACUGUUUCUAUGUUGUAGAAUCUGGGGAGGUCAAGAUCAUGAUGAAGAGUAAAACGAAGGCGGACCAUGCAGACAAUGCGGAGGUGGAGAUAACACGCUGUAGCAGGGGUCAUUACUUUGGGGAGCUGGCCCUGGUCACCAACAAGCCCCGGGCUGCCUCCGCCUACGCAGUGGGCAGCGUCAAGUGUUUGGUAAUAGACGUGCAGGCCUUUGAGCGCCUGCUGGGCUCCUGUAAGGAGAUCAUGAAGAGGAACAUCGCCCACUAUGAGGAGCAACUGGUGGCCCUGUUUGGCUCCAGCAUGGACCUGAGAGACUGAGCCUCCCACACCACCCUCCGUGCCUUCUAUUACACACACACGCACAGACAUAUGUCCUCUCUCACAUCAUGCGGUGGCUACACAGACUCAUCAUAAGCUUUCCACAGGCCGUGCAAACACAGGAGAAAUUGGCUCACCUGCAAGUACAUGAAUGCCCACACAGUAUGAAUGCAUUCUCACUCAAACAUACAUGCACAUUGACACCUAUGUAGGCACUGAGAGACGCCCAUUUCAGUUAGUCUGUUCACUCCUUCAUAAACUCAUUUUGUGGACGGACACACACACACACACACACACACACACACACACACACACACACACACACACACACACCUGGCAUAAGGCCACAGACCUUAAUGCUAGAGCCAGCUUCAACCUCUCAGUAUGAUUGUCUUUGCUGCAAUGACCUCAAUACAGGCAAAGCAGUGUAAGGACAUACAGUAUACACACACAUAUGCACACACUCCAUUCACAUGUUUAAAAACAUUGAAAACAACAUCCUCAUGCUUCAUAUGUGCAGGCUUUGCAUUCACAUGAGCACUUAAACAACUCAAAGUUGUUCCAACAAGCCUCAGUAAAGGACACACACAUACACACACACACACACGGGUACAAAUGCAGAUACUCAAAAACACAUAGGUUACCACACUUGCAAAAACGGACACAUUGUGGUAAAAUGGAGACGAAAAACUUUAAAAAUCUCUAAACAGAAAAAAGAAUCAAAAAUGCAAAAAAAGAGAGAAAAGUUUAAAGAAGACAUAAGUUUUAGAAACGUUUUAUGAAAAUACAAAACAGAAGCUUUGAUAAAAUAUUAUUUAAAUAAAAAAAGUGUUUCCUCUUUGGGAGGCCGGCGUGCAAAACUUUGUGGUUGCACUCCAUUUCUUCCUCUACUGUUGUUGGUUGAGUUGAGUUAGUGCUGGUGAUUAUUCAAGUACCACAGAAGAAGCAGUGAAAACAAUAACAACCCUAUGUUUUCUGGGCCAUUGUUAUUCUACCAUUGACGCCACACUUCAUUGUAUUGAAUUAAUUAUUAAUGUAUUGUUAUUAUAUAUUCAUUUAUUAUUUUUUGUUUUACUUUGACCAAUUCUGAUCAAAUUCACCAUCCAUCUCUGACAAAAUGUAAAAUCAGAAAAAAAUUCUAAUAAAAAAAAGUAGUGCUUAUUUCUCCCUGAUUAUCCUUGAAUGAGUUGUCCUGGAUUUAAAAAAAAAAAAAAAA